Molecule: messenger RNA, 936 nt
Organism: Protopolystoma xenopodis
Lineage: Eukaryota; Metazoa; Platyhelminthes; Monogenea; Polystomatidea; Polystomatidae
Source: the annotation of a GenBank genome assembly
AUGUUUCCAAACGUUACUCAACUGAAGCCAGUCGCUUCUUCCCAGCUUGCCGCCAGACGCAGAUUUCGCUCCAAGAAAGAAGCACCAGAUAUUAAUUUAAUCUGUACGACCUCAGCUUCUUGUCAUUCUUCUUCUACAUCUUACUUGUAUCCUACUUACUGUACUACCCUAACAUCUAGCUCUAUAAUACCCAUCACUUCCAUGGCUGAAUCCAUGUUUACAUGUACCACGUCAAUCAGCACCUCUACCAUUUCAGCUACUACUCCGAAUUGUGUCACAAUGAAUAAUAACAUUGCUAACAAUACUAUUAAAAUACCCCUGCCCAUCGGUAGUUCUUCGUUCAACAAGAAUAGUACUUGUGCAAAUAAGGCCACAAAACAGCCUGAUUUAUCUAGUUUAUCUUCCUCUCCACCUUCUUCUGCACCUGCCUCUUUCUUGAGACCAUCAACAUCCCGGCUAAUUUCAGCUGAUGUGAAUGAUCCAGCUAAUAGUCAGCAGUCUAUAAGUAAGGACAACCCUAGGAACUUUGCUUGCUCAAGUGAUGCAUGCAGCACAGUUACUACACCAAUUAUCUUUGCGUCAUCUAACAGUUUCAGGUCUUCGUACCUGGCAAACGGUACCAGUCCCAUUUCUUAUGGUCAUAGGCCGGCAGGUUGCAUUAGUCCAGGAAGUGAUGUCCCCACCUUUCGGCGACCAGUGCAUCGACUUUCGUCAAUUCCAAAUUUUGCAAUGCCAGAUGGUUUCUUUGGUUCACCUCCGAUCGAUGGCUCAGCUCUGCAAAUCAGAGAAUCAGUCAUUAAUAGGCCUGUCAAACGGAAUAGUGUUAUUGGCAUUAUGAGAAUACCAACCUGCUCUUCAAACAAUGUUGACUCAGAAGCGAGUAGUCAUGCCUUAUUAGGCCCCCUAAAAUAUAAAUCAGAUGAUGAGGCCAAGUAA